AUGGAGUACACUAGACCGAGCCGGAGCGACGUUCACCUGAGCCGGGAUGAGGCGGAGAUGGCGGAGGCCGCUGCCCGUCGCUAUUUCGACGGUGCCGCUCCCAAACGGCACACCAAACUCCAGUGCGGCGAGUAUUCUUCUGCUUAUGCUGACGCGAUUUCUUCCGACGAUGGCGUCAUACCCGAGCACGUUCACUUCCAAUUUCCUGAAAAGGACAAUAGAAGGUGGUGUACAGUGGAGGCAAAGCUGCAGAGGAAUUUACUGAAACAGAAUACUACAAGGAUCUCAAUGGUGUUGACAAGCAGCAUCACACAGUAG
Striga asiatica is the source of this 318-nucleotide messenger RNA. The record is from the annotation of a GenBank genome assembly. NCBI's taxonomy places the organism in Eukaryota, Viridiplantae, Streptophyta, Magnoliopsida, Lamiales, Orobanchaceae.